Molecule: messenger RNA, 4175 nt
Organism: Andrographis paniculata
Lineage: Eukaryota; Viridiplantae; Streptophyta; Magnoliopsida; Lamiales; Acanthaceae
Product: LRR receptor-like serine/threonine-protein kinase GHR1
Exons: 3
Coding region: 759-3947 (1062 amino acids)
Biological process (GO): protein phosphorylation
Molecular function (GO): protein binding; protein kinase activity; ATP binding
Source: RefSeq, a predicted model, not a curated record
UGUGUUCUCAGUGGAAAACCCAGAAAAAAAUCAGAGGAAAUAUUUAGUGGGUUUCUUUUUAUCUCACCGUCGUUACAGAAAGCUCAAAUCUUUUUCUUUCCUUCCCCCAUUGCCUUUAGGGUUUCAAAAGGCGAAUGCUUUACUGGGUUAAUCGCUCUCAUUCUCUUCGAUGCGUUCAAGAUGCAGAUUUGAAUGCCUUUUUCCCCUUAUAUUUUAACUCGACCUUGUUGGGUUCAAAAUCCGGAGAAAGCGACGCAUUGUAGAUUUUAGCUGUUGCUGUCUUUUCCGGAGUGUUUGAGCUAUCAAUCUUUCUGAGGUGCAGGGAAGAAUCUUCUUGGUGAAGGAGUGGUAACCAACUAACCAUCCCUAGGUCUGGACUCUGUAAGGGAUACAUUUGUUGCUGUUUGUAGAAGUUAUUCAUGGUCUUGCACAAGCUCUGUUACUGUUACUAAAAGGUUGGGUCUUUUGUGUGGAAUGAAGCUCUUUCUUGUGUUGCUGGCAAUGGUGGUUGGUUCAAAAAUGUGUUGAAUGAUUGUUUUGUUAUGCUGCGCGUUGAAGGAAUCGUUUUCUGGGCUGUGUUUGUUUUCAAGAUUCGUGAAAUUUUGUUGGGCAUUUCUUGUUAAGGGGCGUUUGAUAGCCGUGUGGGUCUGUAGUUUGGCUGAUUGUGCUGCUGAAUGCUGCAUUUUCUCUAGAUUUCGAUUUUGUGGUGGUGUCUGUAGUUCCUUCGGACACAGGAAGUUUGCCUCUUUUAAGUUAGAAUGAGGAUACUUAGGCUGUUUGUGGUGUGUCUUUGUCUAGUCUCCUCCUUUGGGCAGCUUCCUUCUCAGGAUAUUUUAACACUACUUGAGUUCAAGAAAGGAAUCAAGCAUGACCCAACAGGGUUUGUGCUCGAUUCCUGGAAUGAUGAAUCUAUUGAUUUCAAUGGCUGCCCUUCUUCUUGGAAUGGGAUUAUGUGUAAUGGAGGUAAUGUUGCUGCAGUUGUUCUUGACAAUUUAGGAUUGGUUGCCGAGGUGGAUGUGGGUGUAUUCUCAAAUCUCAGUAUGCUUGUGAAACUUUCUAUUUCAAACAACUCGUUUUCUGGAAAGUUGCCGCACAAUCUUGGAGACUUUAAGAGCCUCGAAUAUCUGGAUAUAUCUGACAAUGAGUUCUCCUCAUCGUUGCCAUCCGAGAUUGGUGCACUGGGUAGUUUGAAAAAUCUGUCCUUGGCUGGUAAUAACUUCUCCGGCUCAAUUCCGGAUGCUAUUUCGGGGCUUUCGUCGAUUCAUUCGUUGGACUUAAGCCGAAAUUCACUCUCUGGCCCAAUACCGCGAUCUUUGACAAGAUUGGGAGGCCUGGCUUACCUUAACUUGUCACUAAACGGCUUCACUAAAGCCAUGCCUAAAGGGUUUGAGCUGAUGAACCAACUUGAUGUUCUUGACUUGCACGGAAAUCUGCUGGACGGUGAAUUAGAUCCUGAAUUCCUGCUGCUCACUACGGCAAGUUAUGUUGAUCUUAGUGGUAACUUACUAGUCAGUUCUGCCAAAGAUCCCAAGAAGUUUCUUGUCGGUAUUUCUUCGUCUGUGAAGCAUUUGAAUGUCAGCCACAAUCAGAUAACGGGAUCACUUGUCGGCGGUGGGGAGGCGGAGGCUUUUGGGAGCUUGAAGGUUUUGGAUUUGAGCUACAAUCAGCUGUCGGGGGAAUUGCCGGGCUUCAAUUUUGUCUAUGAUCUUCAAGUCUUGAAAGUUAGCAACAAUAGAUUUUCAGGUUCUGUCCCUAAUAAUCUUCUGAAGGGCGAUUCUUUGGUUCUAACCGAGCUGGACUUAAGCGGGAAUAACCUGUCAGGGCCGAUAAGUAUGAUUUCAUCCACGACGUUACACACACUUAAUGUGUCGUCUAACAUGCUUUCUGGUGAGCUUCCACUGUUGACGGGAAGCUGUGCUGUCAUUGAUUUCUCAAACAAUCAGUUCGAAGGAAAUUUAACAAGGAUGCUGAAAUGGGGGAACAUAGAAAUGCUUGAUCUCAGCCGAAAUCGCUUGACAGGGUCCAUUCCUGAGGUAACGGCGCAGUUUCUGCGUCUAAAUUACCUCAACCUCUCGCACAAUUCUCUGACUGAUACCCUUCCGAAAGUCCUCACAGUUUUCCCAAAGCUCACAGUUCUUGAUCUUGGCUUCAAUCAGUUGCGAGGUCCUCUGUUGACGAGUCUUUUAACCUCAUCAACUCUUAAUGAGCUUCAUUUAGGGAGCAACAAUCUCUCUGGGAGCAUUGAUUUUUCGCCACUUUCUAAUGACUCGAAUCUUCAUGUUGUGGAUCUUUCUAACAAUCAGCUUAGUGGCUACUUCCCCAAUGGGUUCAAUUCAUUUGCCGGGCUUCAAGUUCUCAAUGUCGGGGGAAACAAUUUCUCUGGCCCUUUCCCUGCUUCUAUCAGUGACAUCCCUAAUCUGAAUUUACUGGAUGCCUCACGGAAUCAUUUCACCGGCCCACUGCCAAAGAAUUGGUCCGACAGUCUCCAAAGCUUUAAUGUGUCGUAUAACGAUCUUUCUGGUGUUGUUCCAGAAAAGCUGAGAAAGUUCCCUCUAUCUUCUUUCUAUCCCGGAAACUCCAACUUGCAGUUUCCUAACCCUCCUCCUGGAUCCGAGCAAGGUCCAUCUGGGCAUUCGCGCAAGAAACACUUGAGGACUCUUAUCAAAGUGGUGAUCAUAGUUUCUUGUGUGGCUGCUCUGUUACUAUUGAUCCUUCUCGCCGUUUUCAUUCAUUAUAGAAUGUUAUCGAAGAAGCCUCCUCCUCAUGUAACCAGCAAGGAUGUAAGCCGGCCAGCUUCAACUAAUCCUUCAAGCAUUAGUGGAAGAGAGCAUGCUGGUGGAAUACUCGUUUCAAAGGAUGACUUGGUGACGUCGAAGAAAGAAGCUUCGUCUGAUAUAAUUAGUCCCGAAGAAAAAGUGGCUACCUUAACUGGAUUUUCCCCCUCAAAAACCAGCCAUUUCUCUUGGUCUCCAGAAUCUGGUGAUUCAUAUACUGUGGAGAGCCUAUCAAAAUUGGAUGUUCGAUCACCUGAUCGGCUCGUGGGUGAACUGUUUUUUCUAGACGACACCAUAUCCUUUUCAGCUGAGGAGUUAUCGAAGGCUCCAGCAGAAGUCCUUGGAAGGAGCAGCCAUGGAACUUCUUACAGAGCAACUCUGGACAACGGGCUGUUCUUGACCGUCAAGUGGUUGAGGGAAGGAGUUGCGAAGCAGAGAAAGGAAUUUGCGAAAGAAGCCAAGAAAUUUGCGAAUAUAAGACAUCCCAAUGUAGUCGGGUUGAGAGGAUACUACUGGGGACCCACGCAGCACGAAAAGCUCAUUCUUUCGGACUACAUUUCCCCUGGAAGUCUUGCGAGUUUCCUCUAUGAUCGACCGGGAAGAAAGGGCGGACCCUUAACAUGGGCUCAGCGCCUCAAAAUAGCCGUCGACAUUGCCCGUGGCCUGAACUAUCUCCACUUCGACCGAGCCGUACCUCAUGGCAACCUUAAAGCAACCAACGUAUUGCUCGAUGGGGCUGAUCUGAAUGCCCGAGUAGCAGAUUACUGUCUUCACCGGCUCAUGACGCAAUCGGGAACCACUGAGCAGAUUCUUGAUGCUGGGGUUCUGGGCUACCGAGCACCCGAGCUGGCUGCAUCCAAGAAACCUCUCCCCUCAUUCAAAUCAGAUGUUUUUGCCUUUGGAGUGAUCCUGCUGGAGCUCAUCACCGGAAAGUGCGCUGGCGAUGUAGUCUCGGGUGAGGAUGGAGGAGUCGACCUUACAGAUUGGGUUCGACUGAGGGUAGCUGAAGGCCGGGGAUCGAAUUGCUUUGAUCCUGCACUGACACCCGAGAUGAGCAUCCCGGCGGCUGAGAAGGGAAUGAAGGAGGUCCUUGGAAUAGCCCUGCAAUGCAUUCGAUCGGUGUCGGACAGGCCCGGCAUCAAGACCAUAUACGAGGAUCUUUCUUCGAUUUAGUUAAGUUAGUUAUUGCCUGUUUUUGUUCCGGUGAAUGAUAUCUGAUCUGCUGUCAUGUGGGAAGCAAAUGGCUCGUUUGGCCUCCCUUUUGCAUUUUGGGAUGGAUGGAUGUGUUUGUGUUUGCAGACAUUGUUUGUACAUUGGAACAAUCACUUUCUGGAGUUUGGACAUCAAACUUCGAUGGGACCUAUUGUCUUUUGGGUACCAAUUUUGUGAUCUCACUGCCCU